CUGGUCGACGAUCCAGCCAUACGCUGCCAAGCGCAAGGGCAAUGUGCUGCGCAAACGCGACCAGCCGCGCGUGGUGGCCAUCAUGGAGGUGCCGCACGAGAGCCUGCGGGCCAUCUUCGACCGGGUGGCGGCUCAUCCGGCUCGUGACCAGCUCGGAUGCGCGCCCAGCGGCGCCCGAGUUCGACAUCACGUGGGUGCGCGAUGCCAACGACCCGAAUGCCGCCUGCGCUGACCGACGACCAGGUCGCGCAGGAAAUCGAGGAUGUGUACUGCGACCCGGGCUUCCGCGACGGCCUGCUGUUCAAUGCCUCCAGCGACCGUCUGCCCGCACGGCUCAACGCCGACCCGCCGGCCUGGCUGCGCGUCACCGUGCGGAUCCCGGAGCCCGACAGCAAGUUCUCCAUCAGCAUCCGUGCAGUCAACGCAUCUGGCUACGAGGUCGUCAGCAUUCUGCCCGGCCCGCGCCUGAGCUUCCGCGGAACCAACUCGGCCAGCUUUGUGAUCCGGCCAUUGAUGCCGGGCCAUUUCACGCUGCAUUUUGCCGCUGAGGGCGCCCAUGCCCGGUACUACCAUCCGAUCCCGUCGCGGACGCUGGUGGUCGAGGGUGCGUUUAUGCGCCAUACCGUGCAGGUCGGCUGGCGCAAGGAGGCCGAGCGCCGCGCCUGGUACAUGUUUGGCAUGGACUCCAAGCAGACAAAGGCCAUGUGGGCCCGCUGCCUGAAGACUGCCGUCAAGCAGGCUGCUGGCUCGGACUCUGCCGAUAGCGCGGUCAAGGCGCUGACAAAGGACGGCGACCAGGUUGUGUCUGGCCUGGAGCUGGUCACGAUGAUGGGUGGCUCGCUGUGAAUGCGAUAAAAAUACAUAAUGAUGCUUUGGCUGCGAAGUGCAUACACUUAAUCUCGCCCUACUCCGUUAAACCUCCCAUCC
Linderina pennispora is the source of this 927-nucleotide messenger RNA. RefSeq lists its product as uncharacterized. The record is from RefSeq and is a predicted model, not a curated record. The coding region runs from base 157 to 846 and encodes 229 amino acids. The transcript has a single exon. Lineage: Eukaryota; Fungi; Kickxellomycota; Kickxellomycetes; Kickxellales; Kickxellaceae.